This is a messenger RNA of Daldinia decipiens, 1460 nucleotides long. Its product is annotated as glycoside hydrolase family 43 protein. NCBI's taxonomy places the organism in Eukaryota, Fungi, Ascomycota, Sordariomycetes, Xylariales, Hypoxylaceae. Gene Ontology annotation, biological process: carbohydrate metabolic process. The record is from RefSeq and is a predicted model, not a curated record. The transcript is spliced from 2 exons. The coding region runs from base 162 to 1214 and encodes 350 amino acids. Gene Ontology annotation, molecular function: hydrolase activity, hydrolyzing O-glycosyl compounds.
GACGAAUGCUAAGAAGGACCGAAUAAUACCGGAAGUGUUCUCCUUGGAUUUUAUAAAUACUAGUUAUCAUGCUUGCUGAACAAGCAAAGCCUCUUCGUGAGGAUAAACUCGUACAUCAGAUACGUAGUCUGAUCCCACCCAGUUAGCUUCGAUCAAUAGCCAUGAAGAGCUUCCUCCUUUUAAUCGGUGCCGGCCUAGUUGCUGGCCUUCCGUCCAAAAAUGCUGCCCGAGCUGCGGCUGAGCUACCAACUCUCGGCUUGACCAACUUGACCAAGAUCGACAUGGCCAACGGCGGCGGCUUACAAGGUCGCCGUCUGGCCGGCCCGUUCAUGGGGGUCGAUUUUCCCGACCCGAGUAUCAUCUGGGGCGACGGUUCGUGGAAGGCUUACGGAACUUCAUCAAACGGCAAGAAAAUCCCCGUCGCCACAUCAUCUGAUACUUGGUCCUGGACACUUACCGGCAACGACGCUUUGCCGAACCCUGGAUCUUGGGUCGACCCUAAUGACCAGGGAAUUUGGGCUCCUGAUGUGCAGAAGAACGAUGCCGGUGUGUAUGUGAUGUACUACACUGCCCGCCAGAACGGUGGCAACCACUGUAUCGGUGCUGCAACCUCAAACUCGGCACUGGGACCUUUUACACCGCAAAGCCAGCCGCUGAUCUGUGACGGUGCCAAUGGAGGUGUGAUUGAUGCGUCGGGCUACGACGAUGGUGCGAACCGGUGGAUAUUGUGGAAGGUUGACGGAAACAGCCUUGGUGGCGCGACGACAUGCCAAGGCGGAACCCCAUCAGGAGCUUACCGGUCGACACCGAUUAAGAUCCAGCGUGUGGCACGGGACGCUCUGACGCUGCUCGACAGUCCGAAGACGAUCCUAGAUAACGAGGGUGCCUCCAAUAACGGCGUUGUCGAGGCUCCUGCUCUGUACAAGAUUGCCGACGGCAACUACGUCUUGUUCUACAGCGCCCACUGCUACUCCAGCGACGACUACGACGUUGAGUAUGCCUUCUCCAGCACCAUAGACGGUAGCUACACCAACCGCGGCAUCCUCAUCCGCACCGUUGACAACCGCGGUGUCUUUGGCCCCGGAGGUCUCGAUAUCGACCCCAACGGCAAGACCGUCGUGUUCCACGGCCGCUUGAACGCGAACCAAGGGAAUGCUGCACGUGAGUUAUACAGCGCCGAGCUGACGAUUAACGGACGAUCGAUCGGUCUGUAAGAGCCUCGACGCGGGCUUCCUAUGCUAUCACAUUUGCUUUUUCUAGCAAAGAUGUGUUUAUAACGAUGUGACAACUACUACGUAAGUGGCGGAUUCGCUUAUUGCCGGAGAAGUGAGCCGCCGUGUGAAUAUUGAUAUCGGCAGUUUUGUAUAUACUCUUUCUACCUUGUAUAUGUAUAGCGAUCUUAUUUUGCCUCAGGUUAGUAAAUAGUAAAAUUUAUUGUAUAUAGUAUAGAAAUCGAAUGU